CGUGGUCCUCCUUCUCGUCGCGUCCUCUUCGUCUUAUGAUUUUCCUACAGCACGAUCGAAAAAUCGCGGCGCCGCAUCAUGCUGAUUACCGCGGUAGAAUAUUUUCAAAUAGUGAGGAUACUAUAGUAGCCAUUGUUGGUAGCGUAGUCCUAGUCCGCUACAAAGAAAUAUAUACAUAAAUAGCUGCAAUAAGCAAAAGAAAAAGAAAUACUAUAUCUAUGUCCACAUCUCCUCACGACCACGCGCAAUAGGACGAGAUGGCAAAAAGCAUUGUGAUCUGUCUUGAUCUAAGUUGAGGCCGAGCGGCCGCCUGCGGGACUUCUGCUGACGAUGCUGCACCAGCAGCAGCAUCACACGGGGUUGAUCGUACCCCCCCAGACAGCCGGCAUGCUGGGCGCGACAACGCCAAACACGACGGGGGCAACUAGUACGUCUUCCGCCAGUGGCGCGAACUACUUCUACCGUACUACAGCCGCGACUCCGUUCCAAGCGUUUGCGCAGAAACAGAACAGCCGGCUAGCUGCGUUGAAAGCGCAGUCCAAGCGGAACUCCAACACGUUGAAGCUGCUCCAGGCACCGAGCUACGUGCCGCAGCCGACUUCGUCAUCCGUGGAUCCAGGGUUUGUGGGGGAGGACCACGGUGCUGUAGCAGAAGUUGAGCGGAACGGUUCCAAAUUGUCUUCCCAGCUGAACAACCCACACCCGAAGAAACUCAACGAAGAGCUUGCGCGGGAGAAUCAAUCGCUGAAGAAUUUGCUGUGUUCCUGGCAAAAUGCCUACCAGCAGCUGGAGGAAGCUUAUGAAGAAAGUGAGAAGGAUAAGCAGCUGCUUUUGGAAAGCUGCAAGGCGCAGAUACAGGAGACGCGCACCGCCUGUCUGGACCAGCUCAGCGACCUGCAGAAGGGAAAUGACGAGUUGCGGAAAGAGGUACUCAUACGGAAGCGAAUGCAUUUAUUUUGAGUGUUGACUAGUUGUACUGCUCUUCGGCUGAUGUUCCGCUCUUCAUAUUGAGUGUUGACUAGUGGUACAUAACGAUAAAAACCGCUCUUCUCACUUUUUUCUGCACCACUGCCUCCACCAACAGCUUCUCGACUGCCGCGCAAGGUUGCACGAGCAGGUGCAGUAUGAACUGCAAAAAUAAAUGUCUGGGUCUGGAAGAAUGCAAACUCGUAAUGCGCAUUUCAGAACACAAAAAAAUCUCUCAUGCAUAGGUAUCAAAAGCUGCCCACUUCCUGCCAGCCAAGUGGGGGACUUGUCAUGCGAAUUCGGCAUCGCGGAAGCUUCUUGAAACCUUUGAUGCUUGAAGCAGGACUCUUCCAGACCCACACACUUUUGCAUUUGAUAUGCAGGAGCACGGCAGGACAACGAGGACGAACCGAGAGCUGACAAACGUUUUGCAGGACGUCCGCAGAGAGAUGCAGGCACUGCUGCUAGUGAACAACAACGGCGAUGUAUCAAACAAAAAAAGUUCGUCACGAUCUUUACUCAUCUUCGGUGAUCUUAAAAUACAAGAAGCAUCUGUGCUGGGCAUGCAUUAACGUGCAUCUGAGUCAAAUUUCAUAUGCGAUUUGCAUGUGCCUUGUGUCUCUGCAAGACAAGAAGUGGCUGCGAUGCCUCUUGGAAAAUAAUUUAUCAUGCGAAAGAACCUGCAAAAUAUUAGUGACUGUGGCAAACUUUUUUGUGUUGUCAUAAGGUGAAGGACCGACUGUGCCCGGCGGCGGGACCUUCGCAGCUGACAGUACUGUCGGGCACGUGAACAUGAACCUGGAUCUCCUUCCUGACGCUGCUGUACGAACACCUGGCCCCGCCCAGCAGGUUUUUCAAUUUUACCAAGAACAAACGCGGCCAGAGCAAUCUUAUCUGGGUGUUUUGCAGGAAGAUUCUGACCUUGAUGUCCCGGGAGGAGUAGAGGCAUCUCUUCAACAUUUCCUACAAGUGGAGGAACGCCUUGAUGAGAAUCAGAAACAUCUUCCCGAAAUAUUACACCGCGCUACAACUCGUGGCCACGAUUCUUGCGAAGAGUUCGAUGCCGCCGACGAGAUCGAGGAGAUUUUUCUGAAGAACAGUGCACGGGGGCGAAGUAAAAAUGGCUCUUCCUCUUCUUGCGCGACGAGUUCUUCUCGAACCUGCAACAGGCGCCAUGGCAAACCAGCAGCAAUGUGUCCAAAGAUGAACGAAAUAUUGUUUACUAGGAACCUCGAUGUUGAAGCGCAACAAGAGGAGGACGAAUGCGCUGUAGAUGGGAGUUCUGCAGAACAACGGAACAAAAAUAACAGCAAAAAAACGUUGAACCCAGAAAGGAAAAGUGCAGCCGUCAGGUUGGAGCUCACGACCGGCUGUAAUCUACUACCUAGAAGCGGCCGGAGCACGAGUUCGAGUACGUUAAGCACCCCGGUAUUCCCGCGUCGAAGGGACUCGUCUGCCGCGCGAGAAAACUUGCUUCGGAAACUGCUCGCAGACGGCUCCUGAGGCCGUCGACAAGAACUUUGUACGAUUUUUUACUCCAGUGAAGUAGAAGGGAUCACAUACUAAAAGCAACGACUCCGCGCAAUUUUUGCCGGUUCCUAAGCCUAACUUCGUUAGAAUUAUGAUGCACGUUUCAAAAACAAAAGCGAAGCAGCCACUCUCACUAGUUUUGUCAAAAAUUUAUUGUGAACGACUCCUGCUUGUACAAAAAUUGAAUCCUAGCCCGUCGAUACGCGCCUUAUUUGGCUUAGUAUAGCUGCACAAGGAAGAACAAUAAUUCUUCUUCUUGCGCAAACGACGUGCUGGCCCGACUGAACGUGGAAUAAAGGAAACAAUGCACCUCAUUUGUCGACUUGUCUUCGUCCUCUUCCUCUUCCACCUCCCUUGCUGGAAAGAACGAAAAU
Amoebophrya sp. A120 is the source of this 2870-nucleotide messenger RNA. Lineage: Eukaryota; Dinophyceae; Syndiniales; Amoebophryaceae. The record is from the annotation of a GenBank genome assembly.